UUCGCCAGUAUACCAACCACGACGGACAACUUACUCGCAUUGGAAUUUUCGGACACGAAUUCAUUCUCUUAUCAUCUUAUCAAUAAAUAUUAAAUAAUAAUAGUAUAAUACAAACAUAUUUUAAUAAUAUUAUAUUGUAACUUAGAAUUUUAAAUGUUUUAAGGAUAUAAUAAUAUUCAGACAACAAAAAUAACAUAACCACUGUAUUACCAUAAUACCUAUCUUUAUCUACCUACUAUUAUAUAUUAAUUAACUUAACUAAUCUUCACGUCAUGAAUCAGAAAUGUCUCGGUGGUUCUCAAAAAUAAAAUAAAUAUGUUUCUCCACAAGUAUGGAAAAUUUACCAUUAACAAGCAAUAUUCGAAAAAAUGAUCUCCCUAAUAAGCCUUCUACUUCCUAUCAGGCUGUUAAACAGGUGUUGGUUUGUAGAGUGUAGUUAAUUGAUGUCUAUUCAAUAUCGUGUUUUCAAAAUUGUUUAAUAUGAGAGUAAAAAAAUUAACUGAAAGAAAUGUGGGAAUAAGUUCAGAUGAUGAUAUGAUUGACAUUACAACUUCAGGAACAAUGACUGAACGUACUUUAAAUCAGAGAUCUCCAAUAAAUUUACCAGGUAUUGACAUCAUUUUUGCGGGAACAAUAAAUUUUGGAUCUGGUGAAACUGAGGAUAUUCCUGGAAUUGGUCAAUAUGAAGAUUUUCAUACUAUUGAUUGGCAGCGAGACAUUGCAAGGGAUCGGAUGCGACAUAGAUAUAUACUAAAACGCAAACAAAAUUCAUUCAUUGAUCUAAUAAAAUCAGCUCAUGAUGCAUGGUCAGGCUGGCUUUGUGUACUAUUGGUGGGACUUGUGACUGGAACUGUUGCAGCAAUAAUUGACAUUGGAACAUCAUGGAUGUCAGAUCUAAAAUUUGGUAUUUGUCCACAAGCAUUUUGGUUAAACAUGGAACAAUGUUGUUGGUCAUCAAACGAAACUUCAUUUGAACUAGAUAAAGGAAACUGUUCACAAUGGUUUUAUUGGUCUGAAUUAAUGACUUCUUCAAACUACGGACCUUUUGCCUAUAUAGUAUCAUAUUUAUUUUACAUUGUAUGGGCAUUAUUAUUUGCAGCUCUUGCUGCUGGUUUAGUCAGAAUGUUUGCUCCCUAUGCAUGUGGAUCUGGUGUCCCAGAGAUAAAAACAAUUUUAAGUGGUUUUAUAAUUAGAGGUUACUUAGGAAAGUGGACUCUACUAAUAAAAUCUGUUGGAAUCAUGAUGUGUGUUUCGGCUGGACUCAGCUUAGGAAAAGAAGGGCCUAUGGUACAUAUAGCCUCAUGUAUUGGCAAUAUUUUAUCAUAUUUGUUUCCUAAGUAUGGCCGUAAUGAAGCCAAAAAAAGAGAAAUAUUGUCAGCAGCAGCAGCUGCGGGGGUUUCUGUUGCUUUUGGAGCUCCAAUUGGUGGAGUCCUUUUUAGUUUAGAAGAGGUUAGCUAUUAUUUUCCUUUGAAAACUUUAUGGCGUUCAUUCUUUUGUGCUCUUGUUGCUGCAUUUGUACUUAGUUCAAUCAAUCCAUUUGGUAACGAACAUUCUGUUAUGUUCUAUGUAGAAUAUCACAGGCCAUGGAUGUUUUUUGAACUUAUACCAUUUAUUGGAUUGGGAAUUAUUGGAGGUGUAAUUGCAACAGUUUUUAUCAAAUGCAAUAUUAAAUGGUGUCGUUUUCGUAAAACAUCAAUUCUUGGACAAUAUCCAGUCAUGGAAGUAUUAUUACUCACAGCUGUAACAGCAAUACUGUCAUAUCCUAACCCAUAUACACGCAUGGGAACUAGUCAAUUAAUUUAUCUUCUUUUCAGCCAAUGUGAUGUAUCUAGUAAUGAUGGUUUGUGCGAUUAUACUAAUGACAAAGCAAACGUAGCUGGACCUGGUGUAUACACAGCUAUGUUACUUCUAUCAAUGGCUUUUGUUUUGAAAUUGGUCACUACAAUUUUUACAUUUGGCAUCAAAGUACCUUGUGGUCUGUUUAUUCCGAGUUUGGCCAUGGGCGGUAUAACUGGUCGUAUUGUUGGUAUUUUGAUGCAACAGUUAGCUGCUAAACAUCCACAUUUAUGGUUUUUUGACAAUAGUUGUGGAUUACCAGGACAAGAAGGCUGUAUUACUCCUGGCUUAUAUGCCAUGGUAGGUGCUGCUGCUGUUCUAGGAGGAGUAACCCGAAUGACUGUUUCAUUAGUGGUCAUUAUGUUUGAAUUGACUGGUGGUGUAAGAUACAUAGUUCCAUUGAUGGCAGCUGUCAUGGCUAGCAAAUGGGUUGGUGAUGCACUGGGCAAAGAAGGCAUGUAUGAUGCUCACAUUCAAUUAAAUGGUUAUCCGUUUUUGGACAGUAAAGAAGAUAUUGUUCAUACUGCUUUGGCAGCUGAUGUUAUGCAGCCUCGUCGAGCUGAGAAUUUGAAUGUUCUUACUCAGUCUUCAAUGUCACUAGAAGAUACUGAAAUACUAUUAAAAGAAACUGAACAUAAUGGAUUUCCAGUUGUGGUGUCACGAGAAUCUCAAUAUCUUGUUGGAUAUGUAUUACGUAGGGAUUUACAAUUGGCAAUAGAAAAUGCAAAACGAACUAUAGAUGGACUUUUACCAGAAUCUUUAGUUCUGUUUACCGACAUAACUCAACAAGUAAUGCCUCCACCACUAAAAUUAAAAAAAAUUUUAGAUAUGGCCCCAAUUACAAUUACUGAUCAAACACCUAUGGAGACUGUUGUUGAUAUGUUCAGAAAAUUAGGACUUAGGCAGACAUUGGUUACACAUAAUGGGAGGCUUUUGGGAGUAAUAACAAAGAAAGAUAUUUUACGUUAUAUUAAACAGGUUGACAAUGAAGAUCCCAGUUCUGUACUCUUCCAUUGAUGGUUCUUAAUUAACCAUAUGGAUUUUAUAUCCAUUAUUUAGCUCAAUUUUCAUAUUUCUGUUAAUAUAUUUUAAUAAUAUUUUUUCAAAGUUUUGUUUUAGAAACUUAAUUUUAAAAAUAUUAUAUUAGUAGCUCCCUAGAUAUUUAAAUUAAGUAAAUAUUUUAGAAAAAGUUAAUUGUGAAUAAUAGUCUACUCUACUAAAUAACUAAUAACUAAAUAAAAAUAACCAUGUAAUCGACUAUGAAUAUUGUAAAAUGCAUUUUGAAUUUAUGGGUUUGCUUGUAGAUACUAGAUAGUAACAGAAACAACCAAAAUAUAUUGUUAAACAUAAAAAUAUUA
Messenger RNA from Rhopalosiphum maidis (corn leaf aphid), 3194 nucleotides. RefSeq names its product H(+)/Cl(-) exchange transporter 4 (gene ClC-c). The transcript has 18 exons. Bases 481 to 2853 code for a protein of 790 amino acids. NCBI's taxonomy places the organism in Eukaryota, Metazoa, Arthropoda, Insecta, Hemiptera, Aphididae. Gene Ontology annotation, cellular component: early endosome; Golgi apparatus; synaptic vesicle. The record is from RefSeq and is a predicted model, not a curated record. Gene Ontology annotation, biological process: transmembrane transport; chloride transport. Gene Ontology annotation, molecular function: voltage-gated chloride channel activity.